Selaginella moellendorffii is the source of this 5460-nucleotide messenger RNA. RefSeq names its product DDB1- and CUL4-associated factor homolog 1-like. Bases 25 to 5361 code for a protein of 1778 amino acids. Gene Ontology annotation, molecular function: protein binding. Gene Ontology annotation, cellular component: nucleus; Cul4-RING E3 ubiquitin ligase complex. Gene Ontology annotation, biological process: protein ubiquitination. The record is from RefSeq and is a predicted model, not a curated record. The transcript has 14 exons. Lineage: Eukaryota; Viridiplantae; Streptophyta; Lycopodiopsida; Selaginellales; Selaginellaceae.
CAAGUGUAAGAGCGGAGCUAGGCUAUGGCGGAGGGAGAGGAGGUUUUAGGGCCGGGAGCUGGGAUGCUGUUCUUGGAUGAGGAAGGGGUGGGGCAGGCAUUCUUGCAGAGCUUCGGGAGCGACAGCCCCGGGCGGGAUCACGUCGUGGAGGAGGCGCACAAGCUAAUGCGGGGGAUCUUAGACUCCCGGCCCAAUCCCCCCGCGGCGCUUGUGAGCAAGCUAGCCGCGAUCCUCGAGCAGGAGGAGACGAGGUUCCAGCUCAAGCUUGGGGCGUCGGAAACUACACUCUCGCGAUCGUCUCACACUAUAGGGAGGCUUUUGGUCAUGAUCAAAGAAGAUGAGUAUUUCAUUGAUACAAUUUCGGGUAUUCUGCUAAGGGAGAAUGAUCCAUUGCCUCUCCGGGCUGCUGCCGCUAGACUACUACUUAUUUGCGUGUCUUGCUGGAUGUAUUCCUAUUCCUUCGAAGAUUUGCUACUCUCCUUGAUUAAGCAGCUUGUGACGGAAGAACUAGAUAGGCCAUGCGUGUUCACAAAUAAGAAGCCGAGUGAUGGCGAAAUAUUAAGGACUUUUGCUAUUGGGCUUUUUUCAUGUGCCCUCUCCGGCAGUCAGGAAGUUGCGGAAGAAAUUCUUGCCACUGGCCUUCCUGCGAAAUUCAUGCGUUACUUACGAGUAUGGACCUUUGGUGACUCGGUUAAACCUGACCAUGGCAACGGUGGUGUAGCUAACGGCCACAAAGAAGGUCGAAUACGGCCUCGGCAACAUGUCGAUGCUGCUACACUCGACAAACGAGUAACGAAUUUUGAAGGUGGCAGCGGUGAAAGUUCAGGGAGACAGAUUGUAGAAGAUAUGGUUGACGGUAUACCUGAGGAGAAACCUCGUAAGAAAGACUUUCCGGAAGGUAAAAUCAGAGGCAACCACGAUGAUGAGAGUUUAAGAGUGCCGGAGGUACGUGAUCGAGGUGGGGGGAAAAGUCGGGGGAAAACGAAGCUGUCCGACAGUGGUACAGAUGAGAAGCAUGUCAGAAAGGAGAAAGCUAGGACGCAGGUCAGCACGAAUGAAGAUGUGAAAAUAUACAUGGCUGGGAAGGUAGAUGUUUCGGUGUUUGCCAGGAGAGCGGUCUCUGCUGCGCAGGCAGAAGCUAAAGGGGCAAAUGCUUCCGACGAGGCGAUCAAGGCCGCCGGAGAUGCGGCUGCCGAACUUGUGAGGGCCGCAGCACUUGAGGUACUUGUUACAACUGAAGACGAAGCAUCUGUGUUGGCUGCUGCAGAGGCUGCAGCGGCAACAGUUGUAGAUGCGGCCGGGGUUGUCAGGUUGGAAUCUUCCUUGAAAGAGAGGGCCAAGCCAAAGGAGAUGGAGCCAAAAAUCCAGGAAGGUGAAAAGGAUGAAACAGAACAUAUUCGGGAUCCGAAAAGCUUGAACUUCUUGAAAGCGCAAUACUGCGUGCAAUGCUUGGAGAAGCUUGGAGAGUAUAUCGACAUACUGGGACCUAUACUGCAAGAGAGAGGUGUUGAAGUUUGCCUUGAGUUGCUGAGGAGAUAUGCCCGCCCUGGGGAAAGUGUUGAAGCGCUGGCCAUGGCUGCAGAUGUUUUAAGGCUGGUUUGUGCACUCGCUUCUCAUCGAAAGUUUGCCACACUAUUCGUUGAUUUGGGAGGUAUACAGCAGCUUCUCUCGAUUCCACGAGUUCCGCAACAUUAUACUGGUGUCUCUUUGUGCCUUUUCGCUAUUGCUUCUUUACAGGGUGUUAUGGAGAGAGUCUGUGCUUUGUCUCCGACAGUUAUACAUGACUUGGUGGCGCUAGCAUUUCAGCUGCUAGAAUGCCCCAAAGAUACGCCACGACGAAACGCUGCUCUAUUCUUUGGUUCAUCGUUCGUUUUUCGAGCUAUCAUCGAUGCUUUUGAAAGCCAAAACGGCCUCCGAACGUUUUUAAACCUUUUACGGGAUACGGUCGCUAUAAGAUCUGGUGGAAAUCUACGUAGCGAUCGUGGUUCUUCUGCGGAAGUGCUAACUUCCACUGACAAGCAAAUCACUUAUCACACUUGUGUUGCGCUGAGACAGUACUUCAGAGCUAGCUUUCUGCUCUGGGUGGACUCUUUGAAGCCUUGCAAGAGCCAUCGCGGAGCUUCUCGCAACUCAAAUCACAGUAGGGACUCCUACAAACCGAUUGACGUGAGCAAUGAAGCUACAGAGGCGGUCAUACAGCAACUGUGGCGUGAUAAAAAGCUCGCUGCUCAAUUUGUUAAAAUCAAAUGGCCCGCAUUGGAGAAGUUUAUCAGCCAGAAUGGACACAUAUAUCUACUCGAGCUAGCUCAGGCUGCGCCAGGGGAAAAAUACCUGCACGAAAGUGCUCUACAUGCUCUUGCGGUUUUGCAAAUCGUGACUCUAGUGCCAGGUUAUCGGAGAGUGGUGGUCGGUUCUGUCUUGAGCAAUGGACGUUCUGGAAUGUCAGUUCUUCUAGAUGCAGCUAGUGGAGCCGCUUUUGUAGACCAGCCAGAGGUUAUACAAACUGCUUUGUUAAUUCUGGUAAAUCUUGUAUGUCCGCCUCCUGCAUUUUCAAGUCGCUCCGCGCCUGGUGGUGCUAGUGCAACACCUGCGCCAGUUUCAGACACGAAAGAUAGGCAAAGAGGAGACGACAGAACUGAUAACGGAGCCGGGACAUCUCUCUCAUUGUCUUCACCUCUAGUUGGUGACACGAGGAUAUCGUUAGGACCAGGAUCUGGAGGGCCUGGACUAGCAGCAUCUAUGGAGCAAGGCUAUCGGUUUGCUCGUGAAGCAGUGCGAGCUAAUAACGGCAUCAAAGUUCUUUUGCACUUGCUGUAUCCGCGAACAGUUUUGCCACCCUCCGCUCACAUUCGUGCCCUUGCCUGUCGGGUGCUACUGGGACUGGCCCGGGACGAAGCCAUUGCUCAAAUCCUCACGAAGUUACAAGUUGGGAAACUUUUGUCAGAACUUCUGAGGGAUGGAUCACAAGCAAAUCGUGCAGGACAAGACAGAUGGCAAACUGAAUUAAGUCAGGCCGCCUUGGACUUGAUAGGGAUUGUGACAAAUGCAGGUCGAGCUAGCACUGUCGCAAGUGAGGCAGCGGCGCCUACAUUGCGACGAAUAGAGAGGGCUGCUAUUGCUGCGGCAACACCGAUAAAUUAUCACUCCAGGGAGCUUUUACAGCUUAUCCACGAGCAUCUUCUAGCUUCUGGGUUCACAAGCACAGCUUUAACGCUGCUCAAAGAAGCUCAACUGGCGCCUUUGAAUCCCUUGUUGCCAGCGGCAUCACUUCCAAGUUCAUCCACUGCCCAAGAAGUUCUCACUGAUCAAAAGGUGGAGAUGCAAUGGCCAAGCGGUCGGUUAAACGGUGGUACAUUUCUGGCCAACAAGCAGGGCAGCGAUGACGACAGACAAAAUUUUGAUUGUUCGAGGAGGCGGCUAGCCUUGACUCCUAGAAAAACAGGUGCUGGUAAAGAAGGGGUUACAUUAGAGGGACAGGACACACAUGCAACGGGGACUAGAUUGAAUACUACCGAGGACAGCACGUCAAGAACGCCGGUGCUGCCAAAGAGCUCACUCAAACGCAAGUUAAGCGAUAAGGAUGCAUCGCCAAACAAGAGGCCAUACCUCUCCACUAACGGCGCUGCUCCGGCAAUGCUUACUACUCCACAGGUGCGGUUUAAGACCACCGACAACACUUGUGAGACUCCCUUAACGACAACUCCAGCUCUUCAAGAUUUGGGAGCCAAGGCCUCGGAGAAGCUCGACGAUUUUCCAGAGCCCUCGAGCUUUACGACUCCGGCCGUCCACGGCUCGCAUCCAAAUCUACUCGUGGAGCACAACGCGAACGAGCGAGCAACGCUAGACAGCCUCGUGGUGCAGUACCUCAAGCACCAACACCGCCAGUGUCCGGCUCCAAUAACCACGUUGCCGCCGCUCUCGUUACUUCAUCCUCACGUCUGCCCGGAGGCCAGCAGAACUCUCUACGCCUCGUAUAACACUUCUACAAGGCUCGGCACGAGAGAGAUCAACCCACCUUACGGUGGCAUGCACGGGCGACGGCACAACAGGCACUUCAUCUACAGCAGGUUCCGGCUAGUCCGUGUGAGCCGAGACGAGGACGCAAGGAUACUUACGUGCGGAACGUUUGUGCUGGGCCAAACCGGAUGUUUUGCUGCCGGUUGUCACGGCGGAAACAUCGUGCUGUUUGAUGCAAACAACGGAACCACGCUCGAGAGACACGGCUGCCACUUGACCCCAGUAACAAGCCUACAAUCGGCCCCGCAUUCGAUAUCAGGUGACUCCGGCUCGGGACAGCUCCUCCUUUCGUCGUCAACCUCGGAUGUCAAGCUUUGGAACUCGGCAGGCUUGACACCAGGCCCGCUUCACACCUUUGACAACUGCAAGUCGGCUCGGUUUAAUCACGCUGGGACGAUGAUCGGUGUCACGAGAUCGGGGCAACACGCCAAGGAAGUGAUGCUCUAUGAUGUAAAUAACUACACAUUAUCGCACACACUCACGGACGCUUCAAUCACGACUCCAGUCCGCGGCCAGUUUCCGUCUCAGAUCCACUUCAGUCCUUCCGACAUCAUGGUUCUCUGGAAUGGUGUCCUGUGGGAUCACCGCAUCCCUGGAGCCGUCCACCGGUUCGAUCAGUUCACGGACUACUGCGGUGGUGGCUUCCAUCCGGCUGGAAACGAGGUUAUCAUCAACUCGGAAGUAUGGGACCUUCGAACUUUCAAGCUGCUGAGAAGCGUGCCGUCGCUGGACCAGACAGUUCUUACGUUCAACCCGCGAGGGGACGUGAUCUACGCGACUCUCCGGCGCAACACGGACGAGGUGGGUAUGGCCUUGAACUCGAAGCGAGCCCGGCACCCUCUCUUCUCGGCGUUCCGGACCAUCGACGCGGUGGACUACUCGGACAUCGCCACGACGCAGGUGGACCGCUGCGUGCUCGACUUGGCCACCGAGAACAGCGAGUCGGUGAUCGGGGUGGUGGCAAUGGAGCCCAACCAGGUGAUGGACUCGUACGUGAAGUUCUACGAGGUUGGAAGGAGGAGACCCACGGACGAUGAUUCCGACCCGGACGAUGGCAUGGACACGGACGAGGAGAACGAGAUGGAUGGAGACGAUGACGAGGAGGACGACGAUGACGACGAUGGCCCCCGGCUGCUCUCACCCGGAUCGUCGGAAGAUGGCGAGGAGGACGAGGAGCAACUGGAGCUGGAUCUGAGCGACGAGGAUGCUGAUAUCUCGGCCAAUGGGAUCUUCGAGUUUCUAUCCGAGCCGGACGACAAUGGCGAUCGCAGCUCGUAUGAUGAAGAGAGCGACGAUGGCGAUUUUGGCGAUCAAUCGCCCGAGUUCUCUUUGCUGGAUUUUUGAUCGCUAGAGUGGAGAGAUGUUUGUUAUCUCUUCUACAGGAACUGCUCUAACGGAUAAUGUGAAGAUCUCAAGUCCGUACGGGGGUGUACGGAAGGUCUA